CGUCCAACUGGCCCUUCCCAGAAUUCUUUCACCUCCUUCCCCUUUACCACCUUGUCAAAUGCUUUGUGGGCUCCACCCCUCAAAUCCAACAUGAUUUUCAUGGGGUGAUCAUGGUUGUGAUUGUUGUAUUAUAUGCAAAUCUUCUUCCCUCCACCCUCCUCAUCAUUGAUCCUCUCCAGUGCUUCAUCAUCUUCAUUAAACAACUGAAAUUUUCCAGAGCAAAAGGCAGUGUGAAAUCUCUCCAGCGUUUCAGCUCCUUUCCUCUUGAUUUUGUUUCUAACAAUAAUAUCGUCUCAGUUUAAGCUUUUCUUGUUGCAACCAUAAAAUUUUAGUGCUUGCAUUUAUAAUAGUAAUACGUGAGCUACACUGUCAUGGGACUAAGAGAAUUAUUGAAAUGCAGAACCCUGUCAUCAAUGAACUUCUCUGGGUUGUUAUCCCCAAAAGUUGGUCUGCUCAGGACCCUUACUGUACUAAUAAGUAUUGCUUUGCGAGGGAAUGGCAUAACAGGUGAGAUACCUGAAGAGUUUGGGAAUUUGACGAGUUUGAAUAAUUUGGACCUUGAAAAUAAUCGGUUGACUGGUCAGAUACCGGCUUCUCUCGGGAAUCUUAAGAAACUUCACUUCUUGUCUCUGAGUGAAAAUAAUCUCAGUGGAAGCAUUCCAGAUUCACUUUCAACUCUUCCCAACUUGAUCAAUUUGCAGCCGGACUCAAACAAUCUUGGAGGGCAGAUUCCCCCAGCCUUAUUCCAAGUUUCCAAAUACAAUUUUACUGGAAACAAGUUGAAUUGUGGAAUAAAUUUACCCCAUCCUUGUGCAUCUGAUAGCGGCAACUCUGGUUCUUCUCGUAUGUCAAAGGUCGGAAUUAUUAUUGGUGUUGUUGGCGGACUUGUUCUUCUCCUCCUUUGUGGCAUGCUUGUUUUCCUAUAUAAGGGCAGACGGAAGGGCUAUAGAAGAGAAGUGUUUGUGGAUGUAGCAGGUGAAGAGGAUGGGAGAAUGGCAUUUGGUCAGUUGAAGAGAUUUGCAUGGAGGGAACUGCAAAUAGCUACAGAUAACUUCAGUGAGAAGAGUGUUCUGGGUCAGGGAGGUUUCUGGAAGGUCUACAAGGGGGUGCUUGCUGAUGGCACUAAAAUAGCCGUGAAACGGUUGACUGAUUUUGAAAGUCCUGGUGGAGAUGCGGCUUUUCAGUGUGAGGUUGAGAUGACAAGUGUUGCAGUCCAUAAGAAUCUCUUGAGGCUGAUUGGAUUUUGCACCACUCCCACUGAACGGCUCCUUGUCCAUCCCUUCAUGCAGAAUUUAAGUGUCGCCUAUCGGCUCCGAGAGGUCAAACCUGGGGAGCCUGUUUUAGACUGGCCUACGAGAAAAAAAGUUGCCUUGGGAGCAGCACGUGGCCUGGAAUACCUACAUGAGCACUGCAACCCUAAAAUCAUUCAUCGGGAUGUGAAAGCGGCGAACGUCCUGCUUGAUGAAGAUUUCGAGGCUGUAAUUGGGGGCUUUGGGCUGGCGAAAUUGGUUGAUGUCAGGAGGACCAAUGUAAAAACUCAAGUUCGAGGGACGAUGGGGCACAUUGCGCCUGAGUAUUUGUCCACCGGGAAGUCCUCAGAGAGGACGGAUGUUUUUGGUUAUGGGAUCAUGCUUCUGGAGCUUGUUACUGGUCAACGCGCAAUUGAUUUUUCACGCUUGGAAGAGGAGGAUGAUGCCUUAUUGCUCGAUCGUGUCAAGAAGCUUGAAAGGGAGAAGAAGCUUGAUGCAAUAGUGGACCGAAACCUGAACAAGAAUUACAACAUGCAAGAAGUAGAGAUGAUGAUCAAAGUGGCUCUUCUCUGCACCCAGGCUUCGCCUGAGGAACGGCCCCCGAUGUCUGAGGUCGUGAGGAUGUUGGAAGGGGAGGGACUGGCUGAGCGGUGGGAGGAGUGGCAGCACAUCGAAGUGACUCAGAGGCAGGAAUACGAGCGGUUGCAGAGAAGGUUCGACGGGGGAAAAGAUUCCGUGUACAAUCAGGAUGUGAUCGAGUUGUCAGGUGGAAGAUGAACGUUUCUUACUUCCUUUUUUUCCCUGAAAUAUUUUGGGACCUCAUGUUUGCAAGGUUGUAGCUUCAUCUGUAGAUGCUCUUGCGAGGUUCGAGUAUCUUGUUUUCGGGUACUUAUGUUUGUGAUUGGGACCUGGAAUGGUUGGGUUAUAUAUAAUAUUGAUGUUGUAAAUUGA
Messenger RNA from Punica granatum (pomegranate), 2201 nucleotides. The record is from RefSeq and is a predicted model, not a curated record. NCBI's taxonomy places the organism in Eukaryota, Viridiplantae, Streptophyta, Magnoliopsida, Myrtales, Lythraceae.